CGCGCGCUCAAGGUUUGGAUGCUGGCGCGCAUGGGUAAAACACUUGCAGUUCGCAUGUCAGCUGUGGCAAGAAACUUCAUUAAACCUCGACUAUGCCGUGAUAGUACUCGAAUUGUUUUCGUUUUUAUCACACGUUUUUAAACAACUGGUAUUUCCUAUUUGUAUUCUCCUUCAGUAUGGUCUUAAAAGCAAAAACAUGGAAUGUAUAUCUGUGUGGAAACUAACGUGGGGUUUAAAUCUCACGGCUGUUUUGCUUUCCAUCGUUCGGGUGUGCUACAUACAGGAUACUGCAGCAAGUCUUUGAAAGGAUAUUUGGACUUAAAAUAUACUUUACUAUUGAGUUUCUUUUUUCAGUCAGUUUUGGAGGACAGAAUACACAUUUUUACUACAGUUUUGGCAAGAUAAUACAUUGCUGAAAAUGGAGACUGUCAUUGAAAGAGAAUGCAGUGCACUCGGAGGACUUUUUCAAACAGUGAUAGGCGACAUGAAGAGCAGUUACCCGGUGUGGGAUGACUUCAUCAGCAAGGCCGGGAAGCUACAAUCACAGCUCAGGACGACAGUUGUCGCGGUAGCCGCCUUCCUGGACGCCUUUCAGAAAGUGGCUGAUCUGGCAACCGGCAGCAGAGGCGGAACCAGAGACAUCGGUUCAGCCCUCACCAGGAUGUGUAUGAGGCACCGGAGCAUCGAGGCCAAGCUCAGGCAGUUCUCCAUGGUUUUCAUCGACUGCCUGAUUAACCCUCUGCAAGACCAGAUGGAGGAGUGGAAGAGAGUGGCCAACACGCUGGACAAGGACCAUGCCAAAGAGUACAAGAAAGCCCGUCAGGAGAUCAAAAAGAAAUCCUCCGACACUCUCAAGCUGCAGAAGAAGGCUAAGAAAGCGGACGUGUUCGGCCGGGGGGACAUCCAGCCCCAACUGGACAAUGCCAUGCAGGACAUCAGUGAUAAGUACCUGCUUCUGGAGGAGACAGAGAAGCAGGCGGUCAGGAAGGCCCUGGUGGAGGAGAGGAGCCGCUUCUGUACCUUAGUCUCCAUGCUGAGGCCCGUCGUGGAAGAGGAGAUGUCCAUGUUGGGGGAGAUCACUCACCUGCAGACCCUCACUGACGACCUAAAGGCUCUGACCAUGGACCCCCACAAGCUGCCCCCUGCCAGCGAGCAGGUCAUUCUGGACCUGAAGGGAUCUGAGAGCAGCUGGUCCUACCAGACCCCUCCUUCCUCCCCCAGCACCACAGCAUCCAGGAAGUCCAGCAUGUGCAGUAGUCUGAACAGCGUCAACAGCAGCGACUCUCGCUCCAGCGGCUCUCACUGCCACUCCCCCACCUCCCACUACCGCUACCGGAGCUCCGCCCUCCCUCAGCAAGGCCCCGCCCGCCUUUCUAGUGUCUCUUCCCACGACUCCGGCUUCAUCUCCCAGGAUGCCUACCAGUCCAAGUCGCCCUCGCCCAUGCCCCCUGACACCCACCCACAGAUCUCUGGCUCUUCAUCCUCUGCCGUCUCUGAGACUUGCCAGCCUGUCAGUGAGGGCAGCUCCUCCUCGUCCUCCUCUUCCUCACCUGCCUCCUCUAAGGAGACCUGCUCCAGCACUAGGGUGGAACAGCUGUCAAACGGGUAUGAUCAUCAUCAUCACGGGCCCUCCGCAGCCCCAUAUCUGUCUGGCGGGGGCAUGCAGGAGGUCUACCCCGACCUCCCUCCAUCCUCCCCCUCCACCCCCCUCGCCUCGCCCUCCUACUCUCCCACCUCCCCUGAGUGGGCAUGGUCGAGACCAGGUUCCGCCCUCCCGGUGGACAGCCCCCCCUAUUGCACCCUGGGACCGGGCAUGAUCCCCUCCUCCAAGGUCCUCACCUGGAAGGACUGGGCCAAGCCGGGGCCCUACGACCAGCCCAUGGUGAACACCUUGAGGAGGACCAAGGAGAAGAGGGAGACUCCAGAUCCCAGCAGCCCCCAGGCCACCACACCAGGGGAUGAGCCCCAGAGAGCCAAGGGCACCAAUGCAGUUAUACAACGGGAGGAGGCAGAGGCCCAUGAGGAGCUGGCCCUGGCUCUGGCCCGCGGGUUGCAGCUGGAUAUCCAGCGCUCCAGCAGGGACUCCCUGCAGUGCUCCAGUGGCUACAGCACCCAGAACACCACACCCUGCUGCUCUGAGGACACCAUACCCUCACAAGUGUCCGACUACGACUACUUCUCCGUGGGUGGUGACCAGGAGUCAGACCAGCCCGACUUCGACAAGUCCUCCACCAUCCCCCGUAACAGUGACAUCAGCCAGUCCUACCGCCGCAUGUUCCAUGCCAAGCGGCCGGCCUCCACAGCGGGCAUCCCCACCACAGCCCCCUCCCCCGCCAGCAUUGUCACUCCCGGGGUGGCCACCAUCCGCCGCACACCCUCCUCCAAGCCCAACCUGCGCCGGCCCUCCGGAGGCCUGGGUCUGGGCCCCAUCCCUGUCAAGCCCCCCAUGAUCCCCGUCAAGACACCCACUGUGCCCGAGCACCCCGGGGUGUUCUUCAGAGGAGAGAGUGAGGGAGGGGGACCACUGAGCCCACGGAGCCCACUCUCUUCAGCGGCUGACAACGGGUUGGUGUCUCCCAAGGCAACUUGGGACACUCAGGCCCCCUCCGAUCCUCCCACUUCCCCACCUCAGUCUGGUAGUAGGCUGUCGGAGUGGGACCGCGAGGCACUGCCGGAGGUUCAGGAGGAGGAGCCCGGGUGCGGCGAGGGGGAAGACGUGCUCUUGGCCAUACGGCGAGGGGUCAAGCUGAAGAAGACGGCAUCCAACGACCGGUCGGCGCCGCGAAUAGUGUGAGGCUUAGUGUGCAAUGUCCACUGCCCCUCAAUGUAUCAGAUUGAAUCACAUACAGUAUCUAUGUCUUCACCCAUAGGUUUAAGAUAAGGGUGGGAGUAUAGAUGCGUGAAAAUACAUGGGAAAGUUGGGGAGGGAAACGGAGCGACAACUGCUUUGACUAUUUUCAAAUGACGGAAAAUAUAUAAUCUUUUAUUUGUAUGUACAUAUUUAUAUUUUGAUGCGUUUGUAUGUUUCGUGUUCAAUGCUCCUCUUCGUACUUUCUUGUUUUAGCCGUCCAUUGUCAUGAAAGGUGCCAAAAGACUUAGAGCUGAAUUAACUUAAAUUACUUUAUUUUACUGAAUAUGAUUCAUAUUUUCUGUGAAACCACAGCAACAAAAACAAAACAAGAUUGGAGGGAGAAAGAUAUAGAAGGUAAGACUGUGUGGAGAAGAGGGGUACAUAGGGAAAUAACCACAAUGGAAAGCAACAUUUUACUUUCCUGUAAUGGCAAGUGUUUUAUCCAUUUUCUUUUGCCAUUGAAAAAUAAAUCAAAUUGCAUGUUCUACCCCAAUUAAUGGCACCCUAAUAAACUAGACCGCCAAAGAUUCAGAGCGAGAAUAAAUACAACUCACUGUCAAUAGGAAGCUUCUUGGUCAGCAAAGAAGGACGCAAAGACUUGCCACACUAACAAUCGAAUGAGUGGUUGUCAACGUGUGUCACAUAAUUUGUCAAUAGUAAUAUGUUGCAAAGGUUUCUACCUUGAAUGCAUCUCUGGUGUCAGUGCAAGCACUCAUUGACUGGUGGCUAUAGAAUAGGUGACUUUACUUUCCUGUUUUUGAAAUGGUAUACAAAGGAUUCAUACGCAAAUAUAACUGGAAAUCGUAACAAGUGCUUGUACUGCUGUGGAAAUACUAGUAGACUCUGUGAAAGCUAGUGGUGAUCACUGGUAACUAGAAGUCAUUCGAAAGGUGAAAACAAACUAAUAGUAUUAGAAUGUCAACAAAAGAAUAUUCAAAAGUGAAAGGUAACAUAGUGGAGUUUGUGAGCUUGUGUUCAGCACCGUGAACUGAAGACAGAAUUCACUAUUGCAACUACCUAAAGUAUUUCACAAGAUGACAUGGCCUAAUAUGUGUAGACAUUCUAAACAUUGUCAUAUCUUCCACUAUAAUUUUUCAUGAACGCCAUACCUUUGUUUGUGGUGUUGUAGACCAGCUUCACUGUCAAACACACAACCCGUUUAAAUGAGAUCGAGUAAUGCAUGUUUUUGUUAUUUUUUACUCAAAUGUGUUAAAGCUCAUUUUUAUACUGAACCUAUUUAUCCCAAUACAUUUCCCCCAUUUGAGAGCAGUUUGACUUUCUGCAUAGUGACUGCAGCCUGAUUAUUUUUCCAUUCAAGACAGGGGAAAUUAACGUGUGGCCGAUGCAACGACAUGCAUAUGAAGCUGAAAAUCCUGUAUGGCUCACAACUCAAUUAUUCUAUACAAAUGGUCUGAUAUUGUCCAUGUAAAACUUAGCUGUAAUAUACUGUAGUAUUUUUCGAAAGUACAGCCAUUGGUGUAAAGAUACGUUGCUAAAUCUUAUGUAUGCUAAAUGGUUAGAAGUAAUCAAAGUUAGUUUUUGGUCAGACUCACACCUUGCAAAUACGAGGUUUUGUCCCAAUAGUCUGCAACGGUUUCCUUCUCUCAUUUCCUUUUCUUCAUGGUCAGAUUCAAGAGAACUUAGCUUACUUAUAUGUGACAGGUAAAAGUAAUAUGUAAACAUAGUGUUAAUCUUGAAGUUCACGGACAUGAGGGAAAAGAGGUGAGGAAAUUAAGGAGCAUUGGGACGCAGAUUGUGGUCUAGAUUGACACACACUAGUACUUUAGCCUUGUGAGUCUGUUGCUGAUGACCUAGAGACAUGUUUGGACAGAGUUGACCUCUUUCUGUACCUCUGACGUUGUCUAAGAUAAUUAUUGUUCAGUUCCGGAAUUCUGUCUCCUAUUUUCUAUGUAACAGUUGUUUCAGCUAAAAAUAAAGAUGUAGCAGAAUGUGCGUCUGUUGAAAAAGGUU
Molecule: messenger RNA, 4822 nt
Organism: Salvelinus fontinalis (brook trout)
Lineage: Eukaryota; Metazoa; Chordata; Actinopteri; Salmoniformes; Salmonidae
Product: protein MTSS 1-like
Exons: 16
Coding region: 419-2794 (791 amino acids)
Biological process (GO): positive regulation of actin filament bundle assembly; plasma membrane organization; adherens junction maintenance
Cellular component (GO): cytoplasmic side of plasma membrane; actin cytoskeleton
Molecular function (GO): phospholipid binding; actin binding
Source: RefSeq, a predicted model, not a curated record